CAUCUCGAUGUCUGCAAGGCUUCAGUCGGAGUCGCAUGGGUUGAAGCCACGAAGCCUCCUGACUGGCAGCCAAAUCCGUUACCAUGACACUGCACAUAAACACAUAAAAUCAAGAACGUGACAUCUUUGACCUUUGUUAAGUUCCUUCGAUACUAAAUGUUUUUCCACCCGAUUCUAAAAUCGGACAUUUCUUUGAACCCUUUAACCAGCAACUCUGAGAAUAUUAAUCAUGAAGUUCAGAGAAAAGAGAAAUGGAAAAACUUAAUUUCCUAGAAGCCGUUUUACUUCGUCUCAAAUGAAGUGUGAUCUUCUUAUCGAGAGAAUUAGACCACAACUUCUUGUCCUGUUUGAGGAAGUGUGCUUCAUUUCUUCACUUAAAGCAGAGCAAAGACGGUCUCGACAGUCUCUUGAAAACUGGACAGGGGGUUUCAAAUUCAUUGAAGGACAAACUCAGAAGAUGACGUCUCAGCAGGUGUGGAGCUUCCUGCCAGUUGCAGCUCUUCUCCUCCUCCUGUCCGUCCACACGUUGGCUGAGGUGGUGGAGUCGAUGUCGGACUGUAGUCAGUUUUUCCUUGACCAAACCCCACCACAUGUUCCAGGCAUUCUGGAGGAUGGGGAGAUCCUCAAUCAGAACCGAUACAAACCCAUUUGCCAGACCUACGAGAACCAAAGGAGAUUUGUCACUCUCUACGAUACCAAAAACAAGAUUCCACUGUUUUCUGCUUUCAGGUUUGUUGGAGAAGUAGACAAGAAGAGACCUGAAAACUUGUGGAAAAUAGAACCACAGCUGGAGAAUGAAGCUGCAGAUAAGAACAUGCAGCUAGAUGACAACAACAAGGAAUACAACCACCAGGCUGGCGACAUUGAUUACAGGUCCAACGAAAGAUUUGACAGGGGUCAUAUAUUUCCCAGCUCUUAUGCCUCAACCAACGAUGAUAAAAUAUCAACUUUUACCCUGACGAACAUCGUUCCCCAAGCUAAGUCCUUCAACCAGGGCAGCUGGAAAAACAUGGAGCAGUGCGUCAAAUGCGUCAUGGAGGAGUACUGCAUCAACAGCAAUGGUGAUAUUGAAGGCUUUGUGGUGACUGGAGCACAACCCAGCUCUGGUAGCUUCCUCAACAACAGGGUCAACGUUCCCUCUGCACUCUGGUCGGCCUUCUGCUGCUACAGCGCCAACAAGAAAGCAUGGCUUGCAAGCGCGCACUGGGGCGACAAUGUUCAAGACGAGUCCAAAAACAAAUUUCUGGACACUAUUACUCUGGAGGCCCUGUACCAGAAACUGAACAUGUCCAACUCUGGGUUUUUAUUUUCGGGAAAAAAUUGUCCUCUCCAAACAACCGUCACCAAGUUUUACCCAGAAAUUGACAAAAUCUGCUCCUGUCCACCAACCAUCCCUGAGUCUUCACCUACUUCGUCUGGUUCCUUCGUACUCCUCAUCAUCUUCCUCUCAUCUACACUUUUUUAUAUACUCAUCACUGGGCAUCGUGCUGAGCAGGACUGAAAAGUGACAACGAAAAGCUUUGAAUGCAUAGCUUUGUCUAAAGCGGCAGCAUACUUAAUCUUUCUGGGUUCUUUAAUCUGUACUACAACUGCUUGCCUUUCUCAGUAGACAGAGCCUCCUUUGAAAGUUAAAUGUCUUGCAAACUCUUUAGAAAUCAUGUCAAUAUAUAUAUAUUUUUUUUACUUUUUUCAAAAUUUUAACAGAUUUACACAACAGUUUAAAGCGACAACAGUACACCUAUCAUCAUCACAGGGUAACAUUUAACAUUUCAGUUCCAGAUGAUUACACCUAUCGAAUGUUGAUUUAUUCCAGGUAGGGUAGCCAGACAUUUAAAAAGGCAUUAUACUUUCUCUUCAUAUUAUUAGUAAUGUUUUCAGGUGGAAUACAGAUGUUAAUCUCAGAGAACCAUCUGAUGAGCAGAGGGCAUUCCAAUUUCGCCGCCUGAAAUUACAUACCCGACAUUAACAUACAGCUGUAAAGCUUAAAUGCAGCCCUUUGGUAUCAGUGUGAAGCCAAGGCAUUAAAGAAUAUUUUUUCAAGUGGAACCUCAACGGCAAAUGUCACAAUGUCUGGUUUAUAGGUGAUUUAACAAAGAACAAAAUCCAAAUCUUUGAGCCUCACCUAAAAUCUUUUCAAAAUAAGGACUUCAAAUCACAAUAAAAAAAACUCUUUG
Messenger RNA from Fundulus heteroclitus (mummichog), 2174 nucleotides. RefSeq names its product endonuclease domain-containing 1 protein-like. Gene Ontology annotation, molecular function: metal ion binding; nucleic acid binding; hydrolase activity. The record is from RefSeq and is a predicted model, not a curated record. The transcript is spliced from 5 exons. The coding region runs from base 296 to 1501 and encodes 401 amino acids. NCBI's taxonomy places the organism in Eukaryota, Metazoa, Chordata, Actinopteri, Cyprinodontiformes, Fundulidae.